AUGGGGGUGGGGAUGGGGGGAUUUGAGUUGGUAGGUUGGAGGGGGUUUGGGUGGUUGGUUGGUGAGGUGUGGUUGUGGGGGUGGUGGUGGUUUGUGGGUUUAGGUGAGUGGUGGGGGGGUGGGUAUGGUGGGGGUGGGGGGUGGGUUGGGUUGUGUGUUGGGGGGGUGGUGUGGGGGGGGGUUGUUGGGGGGGGGGGGGGUGGGGGGGGGGGUGGGGGGUGGGGUGUGUGGGGGGGGGGGUGUUGGGUUUUGGUUGUUGGGUGGGGGGGGGGUGGGGGGGGUGGUUGGUGGGGGGGGGUGGGUUGGGGGGUAGUAGGGGGGUGGUGGUUCUGUGGUUAUAUUGGUUGGGGGGGGGGGUUGUGGUUGGGGGGGUUUGUGGUGGGGGGGGGGGGGGUGGUUUGUUUGGGGUGUUGGAAUACAUAA
This is a messenger RNA of Knipowitschia caucasica, 423 nucleotides long. Lineage: Eukaryota; Metazoa; Chordata; Actinopteri; Gobiiformes; Gobiidae. The record is from the annotation of a GenBank genome assembly.